GAAAGACAAAGUCAAAAAGAAAAGGGACUCUGAAUCUUACAGUGGUGGACUCACUCAACAACACAUCAAAAAGAAAAACAGAAAAUGUGUAGAGGAUUAGCUGCGUUACCCCAAACAUGUCUGGAAAGGGCUAAAGAGAUCAAGUCUAAGUUGGGGGUUCUCCUCCAGAAGCCUGAGAAUGGCAUUGACCUGAUUAUCCCCUACCCCGAGAAACCAGAGAAGAAGCCAGAGAAGCUUCAGAAGCCCAUUCCUGAGGAGGCUGCUCAGUGGCGUGAGUCCCUCGACCAUGUGCUGACCAACAGCUAUGGCCUGGCCAUGUUCCGUAGCUUCCUGCGCUCUGAGUUCAGUGAGGAGAACAUUGAGUUCUGGGUGGCCUGUGAGAACUUCAAAAAGACCAAGUCUCCCAUGAAGAUGACUGUGAAAGCCAGAAAGAUCUAUGAGGACUUCAUCCAGACCGAGGGACCCAGAGAGGUGAACAUUGAUCAUUACACCAAGGAUGUGACCUUGAGGAACCUGGUUGACCUUUCCCCCACAACCUUUGACCUGGCCCAGAAGAGAAUUUAUGCUCUGAUGGAGAAGGACUCUUUCGGCCGCUUUCUGAGAUCCGAGCAGUACCUGGAGCUGGUCAAAUAAGGAGAUGAUUGCUGAGUAAGGGUAAAUUCCAAACCAAUUGGAUAUAAUUUGAAGUGGAAUUAGGCCUUCAUUUGAUGGAUAAUUUGAUGGAAUUGACUCAAGCGAGACUGCAGGUCUGAUAACUAAGGACAAUCAUAAAGAUAGAUCUCAUUCUAAACUAACUUGACUCAAUAUUUCAAAUGAUUACUAUAUUUGUCUUAUCUACCUGUAGCCAAUCAAAAUGUCACAAGUCAAUUCAAAAAGUAAAGAGUGGAACAUACAAUAUGACAGUAUUUGUUAAAUGCUUACUCCAACUGAGAGACAAACAAACCACCAAUCAAUAAACAGUGAUUUAAACAAAUACAUUUGAACCUCACCAUUUCUUGGGAAGAUAAACCCGAAGGUCAUAAUUAUUGCAGACAAAAUCUGUCGCAAGUAUUUUGUCGCAAUGAUUUUGUCCCAUAGUCUAAAAAGUCUAAAUAAAUAGUCUAAAUAAAAAUAUCCUAGACAGACAGACAGAUAGACCGACCAUGUUUGUACAACAGUUUUCCCAGGAAAAAAAGCCAAGUGGCUUUCAGAGUUUCUGAGAAGGACAAUCUGACCUCUGCCUUGAGACUCUUAGUGACACAUCCAGUACACAUACAAUGUUCUAAAUGGGGGAGAAAGGGUGAGGGACUUCUUGGAACCGGCCACUCUAGUGUUCACACAGCCAAGUAGUAAACCGUCUAAGAACAAAAGACAUAUAGUAGAAACCGGGUGUCUUGAGUAGCUGUGAGUAUUUGUCUCCAACGUGCUCUCAUGCCAUCCUUGGGACCAGUUGUAGGCAGUUAGUUCAGUGGCAUUGUAAGUUGCUAAGAUGGGAAGAUCAAGUAAGAGUGGAUCUCAUAAAAGAAAGAAACUCAGAAUUUUCUCCAGAGAAAAGUAGGCAUACAUUCAUUCCAAUUUAGGCAAUUUCAGCCAGUCAUUUCACCUAAAGAUAGUAAUGAAGCAUAGGAGAUGAGUAAUGGACACAUACCCAAUAUAGCAACAUCAUAAAGUUUAGCGACUUUUCUACCCUAAUAAAAGAGAAAUAUAUGCACUCCAUUAUUGAUUAACUAAUCAAGUAUUUCAAUACAGCUUUCAGCAUUUAUGUUUAUCACUCACCAUUCACUAUAAUAACUAGACUUCACACCAUUCAUAGUCUGAAAAGUAGAUGGUUUUAAAGGGUGGAGGUGUAUCGGUAUGAAAAGGUUAUUGUGGUAUGCUAUCUCAGUCCAAUGUAGCAAUUAUAUAAAUACCUUACACUGUGUUUCUAUUAUGUACCUGCAUGUUUUUAUAUAUUUGAGGGGUGCAGCUGUCAUAGCCAUAACAUUGAAGUAUUUUUACACAAAUACUCAGUAUCUUUAUAGGUCCUUAUUGUUGCCCCAUAUACACAAUUCAACUUGCUACAACACUGCAUGUCAGGAGUUGACAAUAUGGUCAUUAUAAUUAAUUGAUUCUCCAAUUAAAAUUUUCACUUGAAGCUAAAAUGUAAAGAUUUUAGAUCACAUGCUUUGCAAUCGCUUGACAUGGUAUAGUAAUUUAGAGUUUAGUAACGAUAAGACAAUUCCACGUUAACAGAAUGAUGCUGAGACUCAGAUUUUUCACUUUAAAAUGUAUGUCAAACAAAAACAAUGAUUGCUAAGUUAAAUCAUACAACUCUAUGCUCAAUGACUACUUUUAACAAUUUCCACUGACAUUUUUCAAAAACACAUUUACUUGAAGAACAGUGCAAAUGCAACGUUUGGUAACAGAAUGAUGGUUUGUGCUGUUUGUGCCAUCCUUCUGUUGCCAAACUUUGCAUCUGCACUGUUCUUCAAGAAAAUGUGUUUUUAUAAUAUUUUCAGUGGAAAUUGUUAAAAGUCGUCUUUAUGCAUUGAGUUGUAUCGUUGUAUUCUCUUACUGUGGAAUUUCCAAUACUAACACAAAACAAUAUGUUUCUGAAGUGGCAUUGAUAAGGGUAUCCGAUUGCAUAGAUUGGCCAAUCUACUGCUAUUGCCCAAGAUGUCGUGCCUUCAAUGAAAACACUUGAUUGAAAAAUCAGUAAGGACUUAUGGAGUGCUAAGUUAAUAUCUGACGCAUGUAUGAUUUGUAGUCAACCACAUAAAAGACAUGAAUACAUUAAAUUCCUGAAGAUGUAUUUAUUUUUCUAUGUAGAUAUCUACCAGUAUUUAGCAGUAUUUGUGUUGAUUAAGUUGACUACCCCACUGGAAUGAAUGGGAGUGGUGGCCAAGAGAGCACUGAUCGAGGAGUAUCCAGGAGAGAACCAUAUCUUUUAACUGUCAUAAAAGAGAAAACAUCUGACUA
Molecule: messenger RNA, 2937 nt
Organism: Coregonus clupeaformis (lake whitefish)
Lineage: Eukaryota; Metazoa; Chordata; Actinopteri; Salmoniformes; Salmonidae
Product: regulator of G-protein signaling 5-like
Exons: 5
Coding region: 85-633 (182 amino acids)
Source: RefSeq, a predicted model, not a curated record